CGAUGCUAACUAGGUGGCGAAAGAAGGAGCAGGAUUGGAUGCAUCCAGUAUUUCCUUGUUUAAAAGCGCCGGAAGCGGGUUGUCCCGAAGGGAAUGAGGACUUACGGCAGUGGUCUUUAAUUCACCUGGAGUUUAUUUUUGCCUGUUCUUUUUCUGUCUUCUGAAGCUUGCGGGGCUCACCGUUUGACUCCAGCACCUUUCUCAUUCCAGUCAUUGUUUUCUGGCACUCUAGGUGUCUUACCCCCUCCUCCAAGUCUUUCUCUUAGCAAGAACAGAAUGAGGAUAUAAAUGACCUCCAGGCUUAGAAAAGUAUCGGUUUGAAGGCCUGUAAGGAAGAAGCAAGCGGCAAAAAUGAGGUCAAGAGGGUCAUCGGGAGGAAACUCCGCGAAAGAUGACGUGCAAGGAUGGUUCCUCCUUCAGACCAGGAACCUGAGGAUCCUGGAAGAAGAAGUGUGUCUACAGGGAGAAAGAAGAGUGUCUCAGAGGGCUGGCCCUGAAGGAGAAGCUUCUGACAGGCUCCUCAUGUCCUACUCUUGAAGCCCUUCGGCAUCUACCGUAUCUACUUUUUAAUUUUACCUCUUGUUUCUACUUGCAAGCCCUGUGAGCUUCUUCCAUCUUGCACUAGAAAACUGUGAAACUAAGGCAUGUAAGAGACCCACAGAAGUUUUUGGUGGAUCUGAGAUUAAAACAUAGGUCUCUUGGCCAUCAAAUGGAAAGGGUUCGGGUGGAGUCCAGUGGAAACCAGUUUGUGAGAGGAGACUUGUAAAAGAGGAGGUUAGCAUUCCAGAGGAGCAGCAGUCCAAAAUUAUAACAGGUGACAUAACCCUUGCUAAGGAUUGAGAUCAGAGGAAUUUUUCCUUUGUGUUAGUCCUUGGCUUUGGAUAAGGGACCUUUACCCAGCAGCAGCAGGAACCACCCUCAGGAGCCACUUUGUGCCGCCUGGCACGUCCACGGCAAUUAGAGCAAAAGGACAGAGGCUAUAGGAAGUUUCCAAGUGGGGAAGAGAAAUAGAUUGAUCAGGAGGAAAUUGAGGCUGUGGAGGUCAGAGCUAUGGGGGCCUAAGCAGGAAGGUAGCAGUUGAAAUAGAAGGGGACAACUGACCUUGCGCAGCAGAUGCCCCAGUCCUGGGUUUGCAUGUCUUUGUUGUCAGCCUGUGGAUCACUGAUUGACCAGCCUGAGCCAGCGGGUCCCUCAGAUCCCAAGGGACAGACUGGGCGGUGCUUUUACCCACACCGUGAGACUCCUCGUAAUUGCAUCAGUGCUGCACGUACCUAUGGAAAAUACUAGUGGACUGUCAGGCUUGGGGUUAAUUGGUUUCAGCUAACACCUUAUGGGAGCAGAGUCCUUGUGCACAUGCUGCCGUGGUACAAGUGCCCUAACUAGCUUCACAGCAAGGGGAGUGGCAUCCUGAAGGAAAGCAAUUCCUUUGACUCCACCCCUUUCAUCCACUGCCACUCACAGAUUGGCCUCCAGCUCCUGCCCCGUGGAUCAAAGACGAAAUCUUAGAAUACACGUUUUCAAACUCAAUUAAUUGUUCAUUAAUACCCGGGAGUGGCAGAUAUAUGAUGCUUCCCUUUUCAUGGCAGGUCAAAGAUGAAAUUUGAUUAUGCUUUGAAGGGUGUGGUUUGCCUCUUGAAAUUCCCGGCAGUGUCUUUACCAACGUGGUGUUGCCCAGAGCGGCCCAAGUGCCCUUAUCUAACCAAGGGAGGCGCACUUGUCUGCAUAUAUACAGGCAGGAGCCGACACUCGGAAAAGUCAAAUCCAGCCUGCACAAUGAAGAAGCAACCUAAGAAGGAUGAAGCUCCACACUGUGAGCUCAAAUCCUAUUCUAAGAACUUGGACACUCAGUCAUCCACCAUGGUAUUGGGUCCUGAACAGAAGAUGCCAGAUGAUGAUGCUUCUGGAGACCUUGGGGACCCUGCCAGUCUUGGUACCCUCAACCCUGCCUAUAGUAACUCAUCUCUUUCCCAGUCCACUGGGCACUCCCAGGAGCCCUUCACCACCUACUUUGAUGAGAAGAUUGCCAUUCCUGAAGAGGAGUAUUCUUGUUUUAGCUUUCGUAAACUCUGGGCUUUCACGGGACCAGGCUUUCUUAUGAGUAUUGCCUACUUGGAUCCAGGAAACAUCGAGUCUGAUUUGCAGUCUGGAGCGGUGGCUGGAUUUAAGUUGCUCUGGGUUCUUCUGUUGGCCACCAUGGUGGGGCUCCUACUCCAGCGCCUUGCAGCUAGACUGGGAGUGGUCACGGGGUUGCAUCUUGCUGAAGUGUGUCACCGUCAGUAUCCCAGGGUCCCACGAAUUAUCCUAUGGCUGAUGGUGGAGUUGGCUAUCAUUGGCUCAGAUAUGCAAGAAGUUAUUGGCUCAGCCAUUGCCAUCAAUCUCCUGUCUGUAGGAAGGGUUCCUCUGUGGGGUGGAGUUCUCAUCACCAUUGCAGAUACCUUUGUAUUUCUCUUUUUGGACAAGUACGGCUUACGGAAGCUAGAAGCAUUUUUUGGCUUUCUCAUCACUAUUAUGGCCCUCACAUUUGGAUAUGAGUAUGUUACAGUGAAACCCAGCCAGAGCCAGGUACUCAAGGGCAUGUUCCUGCCAUCCUGUCCAGGCUGUCACACCCCACAGAUCGAGCAGGCUGUGGGCAUCGUGGGAGCUGUCAUCAUGCCACACAAUAUGUACCUGCAUUCUGCCUUAGUCAAGUCCAGACAGGUAAACCGAGCCAAUAAGCAGGAGGUACGAGAAGCUAAUAAGUACUUUUUCAUUGAAUCCUGCAUUGCUCUCUUUGUUUCCUUCAUCAUCAACGUCUUUGUCGUCUCCGUCUUUGCCGAAGCAUUUUUUGAAAAAACCAACGACCAGGUGGUUGCAGUCUGUAGAAAUGCGAGCAGUCCCCACACUAGCCUCUUUCCUGACGAUAACUCGACACUGGCUGUGGACAUCUACAAAGGGGGUGUUGUACUGGGAUGUUACUUUGGGCCUGCUGCACUCUACAUCUGGGCAGUGGGGAUCCUGGCUGCAGGGCAGAGCUCUACCAUGACAGGAACCUAUUCUGGCCAGUUCGUCAUGGAGGGAUUCCUGAACCUAAAGUGGUCACGCUUUGCCCGAGUGAUUCUGACCCGCUCUAUUGCCAUCAUCCCCACUCUGCUUGUUGCCAUCUUCCAGGAUGUAGAGCAUCUAACAGGGAUGAAUGACUUCCUGAAUGUUUUGCAGAGCUUACAGCUUCCCUUUGCUCUCAUACCCAUCCUCACGUUUACGAGCUUGCGGCCAGUAAUGAGUGACUUUGCCAAUGGAAUAGGCUGGAGGAUUGCAGGCGGGAUCUUGGUCCUUAUCGUCUGUUCCAUCAACAUGUACUUUGUCAUGGUUUAUGUCCAGGAACUAGGGCAUGUGGCAUUGUAUGUGGUAGCUGCUGUGGUCAGUGUGGCUUAUCUGAGCUUUGUGUUAUACUUGGGUUGGCAAUGUUUGAUUGCACUGGGCAUGUCCUUCCUGGACUGUGGGCACACGGUUCAGGGUUCUUUUAACUUCUUUCCACUUUAAAUUUUUGGUGGAAGUUAAGAGGGAUGAGAAAGCAUAAAUUUAGAAGGUGAUAAAUGAACAAAUAGCAAAGCUGACAUGCAGGUGGUGGUUAUUAAUCACCUUGGAACAUCACUGAGCAGAUUUUCCUCAGAGAUGGAAAGCUUAUCAGGAAUUUCUUGGGAGUCCUGAUUUUCUUAAGUUUCAUCUUAGUACCGAGCUUUCCCGUUGAUACUUCCUCUUUGAGUGCAUACAGUUGUAAAACCUUCACCUUCCUCAUCCAGGAAGUUGGUUAUAGAAAAAGAUGGUAGCAUGUAUGAACUGACGUUCUCAUGAGAUUUUGGAAUGAGGAGAAAAGACUGAAAGGAAAAGAAGAGCCAUCUGUUUUAUUCCUAAAAGCCAUCUCCUACCAGAACUGUCAUGUUUUUCCGAAGCAUGCCCAAGACCACUUGCAAGGCAAUCUCAGGAGCUGUGGACCUAACUGUUGCAAAGCUCUUUCUCUCUCCCUCAGCAAGUCAGUAGGUAUCACUGUGGUUGCAGAGUUCUCUCAGCAAGGUUGCGCUGGGCUACCUCUCUUCAGCCAUUCCCUCAGAGGGAAAAAUUUUGAGACCAGAUGGUGGAGCUUUGGAGUCAGAGGAAAUGGGUCCCUUCGGCCUGAAGCUGCUGCUCUUCAGCCACUUCUGAUACUUUUACAUGUGGAGCCUGAGAUUGUGUGAUUAUAUCAAAUCACAUUUGUCUGGUGGAGAUAAAUAAUCAAGUCUUUUAUAGCCGUUGACUUGGUGAGAACAGUAACGGGAAUGGCAUUGAAGGACUUCUCGUUUUUUGGAGCUUUCCUUCUGGAGUCCUGGUUAAUUGAUAUUAUGUAUUCAUCUCAGCCCCUGAAAGCAUUAUUGCUCAUAUUUUGCACACAGUCAAAAGCACAGACUGGAUGGAUUGUUUUUCAUAAGGCAUUAAGGAUAAACUGCUGUUUCACUGACUAUACCGUCUCUUACUCCCUCAAGUAAUAUCUGACAGGAUCAUGAAAGACAAAUUUCCCCAACUGUUCCUCCUCACAUCUUCCCCUCUCCCUAUCGUCAUGCCUGGUCAUAAGGGCACUCUGUGAAGAUGUUGGAGACUGACAUCUUUAUCUCUCAUCUGGCUGUGCUAGGUGAAGGCAAAAUUGACAAGAAAAAUUCUUUGUAAAGACAGUACAGUGACACUUCCCUUUGCCCUGAGUCUGGUGGACCCAGUCAGUCUCAGAUUCACAAAAUGUAUUUAGAAGUUCAAGUAAAGCUGCUUAUUUUCUUUUUUAAAGUUUUAUUUAUGACUUAGGAUGGUGGAAAAUUUCUUCCCACUUAAGUGGCAUUUUAUAAUACUACGUGUGGAGUGUUUUACAGUGUUAAAAGCACUCCCAAACCAUAUUCCAUUUGAUCCUCUUCGAGAGUGUCCUUUAGCCAGUACUCUGGGUGCAAUAAACAAUGCUUAUGAAGUCUUCCGGUGCCAGCAUGUGCAGUGUGUGUGUGUGUGGAAUGUUAAGGAUAUACAAUUGUACCUUAUGUAAAUCCGUCCUUGUUCUCCAGAAAUGUGACAUGAAAUAAUUGUGCUGGUACAGCAUCUUGGGAAUUCAUAGGGAUGGGGACGAGCUGUAGUUUGGCUCCUGUGAGGUCCUGCUAGUCGUAUUCCAAGUGGUGACAACUGAGCUGUUAGCGACCACUUAACAAUAUGUAAACUUGCUUUGUAAUUAAAAAUUUUUUCUUUUU
Messenger RNA from Leopardus geoffroyi (Geoffroy's cat), 5234 nucleotides. RefSeq names its product solute carrier family 11 member 2 (gene SLC11A2). The transcript is spliced from 21 exons. Bases 1594 to 3519 code for a protein of 641 amino acids. The record is from RefSeq and is a predicted model, not a curated record. Gene Ontology annotation, molecular function: cadmium ion transmembrane transporter activity; manganese ion transmembrane transporter activity; iron ion transmembrane transporter activity. Gene Ontology annotation, biological process: metal ion transport. NCBI's taxonomy places the organism in Eukaryota, Metazoa, Chordata, Mammalia, Carnivora, Felidae. Gene Ontology annotation, cellular component: plasma membrane.